Molecule: messenger RNA, 621 nt
Organism: Acanthopagrus latus (yellowfin seabream)
Lineage: Eukaryota; Metazoa; Chordata; Actinopteri; Spariformes; Sparidae
Gene: ubl5
Product: ubiquitin like 5
Exons: 5
Coding region: 108-329 (73 amino acids)
Biological process (GO): mRNA splicing, via spliceosome; protein modification process
Cellular component (GO): cytoplasm; nucleus
Molecular function (GO): protein tag activity; protein binding
Source: RefSeq, a predicted model, not a curated record
CUAAAUCAGCUUUACGUUAAAACGGGACCGAGAGCGUUCCAGAGAAUUCCAGAAAAAGGAGAGAAAUUGUUAUUCUGGUGUGAAUUUCCAGUCGACAGAAACAGAAGAUGAUCGAGGUGGUUUGCAACGAUCGCCUGGGCAAGAAAGUCCGGGUUAAGUGCAACUCUGAUGAUAGCAUUGGAGAUCUGAAGAAGCUCAUCGCCGCCCAGACAGGAACACGACACGACAAGAUUGUAUUAAAGAAAUGGUAUACCAUAUUCAAGGACCACGUGACUCUGGGUGACUAUGAAAUUCACGAUGGAAUGAACCUGGAGCUGUACUACCAGUAAACCCGAAGACUCCCACAAUCCAAUGCUAGAUGAACAGAACACACACACACACACAAACAGACACACGCACACACACACACACACAGAAUGCCUGUAAUGUGUCGCGGGAAACCACCAUGAUUGGACAGAACAACUAAAAGAGUCAGAGUGGUAUCUCCACAGAAGAAACUCAAACAUGACAUUGAUUUUAGUUUUAGCUCAUCACUUUUGCCCACAAAUUAUAUGUAAGACAUGUUGCUGUUGUUGUACAAUUUUUUUGUUUUGAUAUUUUGGAAUUAAAGCAGAUGUUAAC